Benincasa hispida (wax gourd) is the source of this 2152-nucleotide messenger RNA. Its product is annotated as RNA polymerase I-associated factor PAF67. The record is from RefSeq and is a predicted model, not a curated record. Gene Ontology annotation, biological process: translational initiation. Gene Ontology annotation, cellular component: cytoplasm; eukaryotic translation initiation factor 3 complex. Gene Ontology annotation, molecular function: translation initiation factor activity. NCBI's taxonomy places the organism in Eukaryota, Viridiplantae, Streptophyta, Magnoliopsida, Cucurbitales, Cucurbitaceae.
AAAAUUCCGAUCCAUGAGCAGCAAUCGCUUCCAUUCCAAUCCUUGCUUCUCCACCCAGAUUUCCAACUCUAUACUAAAACCCUAGUUUCCGUCGACCUCACUAACAGGAGAAUUCAGUCAUCAUGGCCUCGUACGAUUACGACGACUCGCGGGCCAACUAUGAUGACCCCCGCCACGCGCCGGUGCCGUCUCCGGCUGGCCAAGACAUUGGCUACGACCCUAAUUUCGUUCCAGAUUCCGUCAAGUCCUUUGUCGUUCAUCUAUACCGCCACAUCCGUGAGAAGAAUGUAUAUGAAACCCAUCAAAUGUAUGAAACCUCCUUCCAGUCCCUAUCGGAUCGCCUAUUCAAGGACACACCAUGGCCGUCAGUAGACGCCGUGGCUCAUUUUGUGGAUAACGACCAUGUCUUCUGCCUACUUUACCGUGAGAUGUGGUUCCGCCAUCUCUAUGCGAGGCUAUCACCAACUUUGAAGCAGAGGAUUGAUUCGUGGGAUAACUAUUGUAGCUUAUUUCAGGUGGUUUUGCACGGAGUCGUGAAUAUGCAAUUGCCUAACCAGUGGCUAUGGGAUAUGGUGGAUGAGUUUGUUUAUCAGUUCCAGAGUUUCUGUCAAUACCGGGCCAAGAUGAAGAAUAAGACCGAGCAGGAAAUUUCUCUUUUGAGGCAAUUCGAUCAGGCUUGGAACGUAUAUGGCGUCCUCAACUACUUGCAAGCAUUUGUAGAGAAAUCCUCAAUCAUUCAUAUUCUUGAAGAGGAGAAAGAAGGUCUUGAACAAUUUACAGCCACUGAUGGGUAUGACUAUAGUGGUGGAAGUAGUAAUGUUUUGAAGGUUUUGGGAUAUUUCAGCAUGGUUGGAUUACUCCGGGUUCAUUGCCUAUUAGGUGACUAUCACACUGGUUUGAAGUGCUUACUCCCAAUUGACAUAAGCCAGCAAGGUGUUUUUACUAGUGUGAUUGGAAGCCAUAUUACUACUAUAUACCAUUAUGGGUUUGCCAACCUAAUGUUGCGGCGGUAUGUGGAUGCCAUUCAUGAAUUUAACCGAAUUCUCUUGUAUAUUUAUAAAACUAAGCAAUACCAUCAGAAAUCUCCUCAGUAUGAGCAGAUUCUAAAGAAGAAUGAGCAGAUGUAUGCCUUGUUGGCUAUAUGUGUUUCACUCUGUCCACAAGUGAAGCUUGUUGAUGAAACUGUGAACUCUCAGUUGCGGGAGAAGUAUGGUGAAAAGAUGAUCAGAAUGCAAAGGUAUGACGAGGAGGCUUUUGCCAUCUAUGAUGAGCUUUUCUCAUAUGCUUGUCCGAAGUUCAUCACUCCAUCUGCACCUAGUUUCGAGGAGCCUCUAGUAAACUACAACCAGGAUGCCUAUAGACUCCAAUUGAAACUAUUUCUAUAUGAAGUAAAGCAACAACAGUUACUCUCUGGUGUCCGAACCUUCUUGAAAGUGUAUUCCACCAUCUCCCUUGGUCAGCUUGCGGUUUACAUGGAAGUGGAUGAAUCCACUCUAAGGACAAUUUUGUUGACAUACAAGCAUAAAACCCAUGCCGUUGAUAGUGUUGGAAAAAUUAUGUCCAAUGCAGACGUGGAUUUCUACAUCGACGAUGACGUUAUCCAUGUUGUCGAAUCUAAGCCUGUAAAUCGUUAUGGAGAUUUCUUCUUGCGGCAGAUUGUUAAACUCGAAGGGAUGAUUAAUGAUUUGGACAGAGUGAAACUGGAUUGAGUUCUCUUUAAUUAGUUUGGUUGAACUGCCUUUUUUGACGAGGCUUUUACUAAGGAACGUUUACUCCAUUUAAAGCCUACCAUAUCCAUUUUUCAACUCUGUACUAUUGUUAGUGUAGCUAUACUUCUGAGAAGCAACUUCAAUCGUCUGCACUCACUCAAUUGUCAUUCGGAUAUUAGAGUGUUGAAGGCUUGUGCCUGAGUUUUUUAAGUUUGUCAUCUUGGUAUUUAAAUGUUAUUAAUCGAUUUACUUGAUGCAUGUAUCCAUCUUAAAAUUUUCCUUUACAUGGAAGCAUAAAACUUGGGAUGUUCAACAAAGGCUUCCGUUUGUUCAAGUUUUCUUAUGUAAAAGUUCAUCCAACAGUUUCGAGUUCUCCUGCACCUUCUGUUGCGACAGUUACACCAGGUGCUUGGUUAGAAUUACAAAUGGAAUCGGUUCAAAAA